Caenorhabditis auriculariae is the source of this 4388-nucleotide messenger RNA. The record is from the annotation of a GenBank genome assembly. Lineage: Eukaryota; Metazoa; Nematoda; Chromadorea; Rhabditida; Rhabditidae.
AUGGAGACCAUGCCUGCCACGGCUUCCGAAGCCAUUGUAAAAAUCGUUUUGAUCAGAAUCUCCGUCGCCCAGAUCGAAAUGGCAGCGGCCGACCAGGCAGGCAGCAUGCGGAAAAAAGCGGUGGCCGACGCCAAGCGGAGGCGGAGUCGACGGAUGCCUGCGGCAGAGGUAGAAAAGGCGCGCGGACCCGACCGUCGACUCGCAGUCGCGAUUCCUCUGUUAAUUGACAAGAUGCGAGCCGUGCUUUGCGUCGUCGCACUUCUUGCAGCACCCGCGUCCGCGUGCAUCGGAGGCCUCGGCGGUGGCGGCUCCGGCUGCUGUCCGCCGAGCCAGCCGUCUUGCGGCGCUGCUGUUCCUCCUUGCUCCAGUUCCAGGUACUUUUUGUCGUUAUAUUACCUGUUUUUUUUAUUUAUUUUAAUUUUUUUCUUCUCUGUGCUGUACUCUGUUCACUGUUAGCUUGAGAUUGGCAAAACAGUUUUGAAACUCCUUUUUGGGGCACAAAAAUUUUUCCCAGAUAAAUUUUGUUCCAAGCCAACUCAUCAAAUCUUCAAACUAAGUCAUUAUUUGUGUUCAUACGUCCAAACGAUCUCGAGAAGACCUUAAAACAAGAGUCUAAAGCUUUUUUUGAGUUCCUAAAGUGUCCAAAGUUUCUCGGAAUCUCCUUUUUUUCCGCCUUUUCUUUUUGACUUUUUCAAAAGGUCUUCAGGUCCUUUUUGAGACUUUUUAAAAUUUUCCCGUGGAGAAGCAAGUUUUUUUUCCCACUUUUUGGAGUUCCUAAAAACGAACCAAUGUUUUUGAAUCUUGUAGAGACCAAUAAAUCAUUUUCUAAGGGUUUAUAAUCUCCUUUAACAAAAAUACACUUUUUUUCUUCUUAUCGCAAAUAAUCCGAAUGAGAACUUUGUAAUCAAACUGAAAAAUGUACCGAGAAAAAUUUUAAUUUUGUCACCUUUUUUUAGGUUUUUUUAUUCAUUGAUUGACUUUCUAACGCUUUGCGCCUUCGUCAGGAAUCUAUAAUUUAUUUUUUUCUAAGCCCUAAUCAUUAAUUGAGGUUCUUACUGCCAUCAGAACACUCAAUUUCCGCCAGAAACCUUUUUAAAUUGAAAGUGGAGUCCAUAUAGGGCUAAAAACAUUGAUGAAUUAUGUUUGAAAUAACAAUUUUUUUAAUCUCUCUUAUACCAUUUUAUUUUUCAACAAUCUUUUCCAUUAUUCAAGAUUUUGGCGGCUAGGAAGAACGAAAAAAUCUUUUUCUGCCUUUCAAGUUCUUUCUUGCGACUUUCCUUUCAAGAAGAAAGAUCGCCAUAAAUGCGCUUAAUCGAGUCCAAACCGCAGUCAAUUGCUUGACGAUGAUCAUCUCUAGAAUUGAUCCCAAUCUUGCAUUGUACUAUGUGUUCGGCCGAAAACCCCUCGAAAUGCCCCCUUGUAAGGAAGAAAUCCGGUUGUCGUGCGAGAACAAGGAGAAAGACGCCAACCCUUAACCACAAAAGAAACACUGUGUACACGUCGUUUACCCAAUUACACGCCAGCCCCGACGGCAGAUCUCUUUUGGGAGGCUUUUCCAAGUCGUAUCCGCCCUUCCCUGUCCUUUCUCUGUUCUGACCGGGCUGACGGUCCCCUAAAGCGGUUCCCGGAGUCCCCCACUCUGAUUAGGUAUUCGAUUGAAAUCGAGAAAACUUGCAGCUAUGGCGGCGGCGGUGGCGGAGGCUACGCUGCCGCGCCGGUCUUGCCCGCACCGAUCGCACCUCCACCGCCACCUCCACCAGCGCCCAUCGGCGGCUACGGCGGUGGACCAAUCGGAGGUGGAUCCUAUGCUGGAGCUGAAGGCAUCAGCCAGCCUAUCGGAGGAGGAUCGUACGCUGGAGCCGGACAGAUUGGCGGAGCUUCCUAUUCUUCUGUAGGCGGCGCUGGACCAGUGAGUUUAUUUUUUUGGUCCCUUAUGUUCUAUUUGUUUUCAAGUUAUAUGUACACAGUUCCUCCAGAUCGUUUGAUAAACAUCUAACAAGAUCUUUUAUAGGUUGGAGCUGGCGGACCAUAUGCCUCACCUCCACUUUCGGCACCAUUCGAAGUUCAACCCCAGGUUGCAUCUUAUCAGACUGGUGGUGCCCAAGAAGCUUUCGGAGGUUCGCAAGGAGGAUCUUAUGCUGGAGCCGGAAACGCGGCUAUCGGAGGAGCUCAAGGAGGUUCUUACGCUGGAGCCAGUAACGCUGGUAUUGGAGCAGCUCAAGGAGGAUCUUACGCUGGGGCUGAGAAUGCCGCUAUUGGAGGAACCCAAGGAGGAUCUUACGCUGGAGCCGGUAACGCUGGUAUUGGAGGAGCUCAAGGAGGUUCUUAUGCUGGAAGCCAAGGAGGAUCUUACGCUGGAGCCGGAAACGCUGCUGUCGGAGGAGCUCAAGGAGGAUCUUACGCUGGAGCUGGAAACGCCGCUAUCGGAGGAGCUCAAGGAGGUUCCUACGCUGGAGCCGGAAACGCUGCUGUCGGUGGAGCUCAAGGAGGAUCUUAUUCUGGAAGCCAAGGCGGAUCUUACGCUGGAGCUGGCAACGCCGCCGUCGGUGGUGCGCAGGGAGGAGCCUACCAGUCUGGACCCACUGGAGGAGCCACAUACCAGUCUGUCGGAGCUGAACAAACUUCUCAAAGCGCUUCCGGAACGUACCAGCAAGGACCUAGCUUGCCAGCAGUUGGUGGCGGUGAGACCGUCGCACAGGGAAGCUACAACCAAGGAAACGCUCCGCAGCCAGCCACCGAGACCGUCUCUGAAACCGUUGCUGAGACUGUUGCCGAGACCCCAGCGCCAGCUGCUCCAGCUCCUGAAGAAACCCACGAAGAGACUCACGAAGAGACGCACGAAGAGCAGCCCGCUGAGCCUCAGCCAGCCGCCGAAGAGCACGAGGAAACCCAAACGGAGACUAAAUCCGAGGAAACCGCUCCAGCCGAAACCACUGCCCCGGCCAAAGGUUUUUUUUUCUUUAAAAUUUUGUUUCAAAAUGAAGGGUGAUGAAGAUAAUGGAAGACCAUCAGAACAAAUUUUCGAAUGUCUAAAACUUAUCUGUGUAACUUUGUUCAGUCCUACUAGACAAUUAUAAGUCAAAAAAAAAAUUUCCAAGUUCUCCAGGUAAACUUCUAAUGGCGAUUUUGUAUGACACGGAACGUGCAAAAUGGGAAUUUUUUUGGCGAUUUUAUAAAAAUUAUUUUAAAAUAUCCCCUCAAAAAAAAAUUCAAGACUUGAUGAAUAUUUCAGAGGAGAGCACUUACGACGACAUCGUCGAAGAACAGCCAGCCGCCACCGGAUCCGCAUCUUCGACCGACCAGGCUGCUGUGAGUCCGGCAAAGUCUUCUGAAAACAAAUCCAAGUGUAGGAGUCCAACGACGCCGCCGAGUACAGCGACGACGAAGCUGCCGACGAGGGCAACUGCGACGACCCAGAGCUCAAGGCCAUCGUCGAAGCCGCCUUGAAAUCGGAGAAGGUCCGCACUUUUAGCCUUUGAGCUGAGAUUUUCCGACUCUUCUCUCCCAAAAUAGCCUUUUUCUCCUUCCGCGUUCUCAUCAAAAAGAAAGCAAGUCCGCGCACCUGACUGCCGUCUGCGAUUAGCCCAUUACACGGAAAACAACCGGGUUGCAGGACAACCUGGAGGCCGCGCGAAAGAUCGAAGGAGACGCUUCCGCCAAAUUCGGCGGCCGCUUCAACGCCAUCGUCUCCGACGCCGAGUUCGCCUACGUUAACUGGUCAGUUUUUUAGAACAAUCAACAAAUUUGGCACAACUCUUCGCUUAAAAAAUGACGCGAUUGUUGAGAAUACUACUUUUGAUAUACUCAGGAGCUCCAGAAUGGUCCCUAUAGGGGUUCAGUUAGUAGCCAAGCCCUAUAGGGCCGAAUAAAGCUUGCAAAAGUGGUCCCUCUAGGGUCCUUCUAUGAACUCUAUGCGAAGAAGCAUUUCCAUGGGAAAACUAUAAAAACCUUUUUUGAAUAAAAUUUAACGACUCCUUUACGUUCCACUUGAGCUUUAGGGGCUAAGGGGCAAGAAUCUAACCCCUAUAGGGACCCCCUAUAUUUUACCCCUAUCUUGACAACUUUUUCGGCCUCUUUAGGGUUUUCUUUUACCGCAAACCUCUAUAGGAACCACUCUGGUAUUCCUAUGUUAGAAAACUGUUUUUAUGCUGAGUUUUGGUGGCGACGGAAUAUACAAUCAUUAGGAAAAAAAUAAUUUGGUCUGUGAUUUUUCAAAAAAUCUGAAAAAAAAAAAUAAAGAUAACCCUGAUCGACUGAAAACAAUAUGAUAAUCAAAACGAAAAUACAUAAUUUCGAAAAAAUCAACCUUAAUUCAUAUUUUCAGGUACGGAAAGCGCAACUGCCAACUCAGAUACGAGAACCGCCACUCGCUGACCUGGGAGGACUAA